Molecule: messenger RNA, 899 nt
Organism: Hevea brasiliensis (rubber tree)
Lineage: Eukaryota; Viridiplantae; Streptophyta; Magnoliopsida; Malpighiales; Euphorbiaceae
Product: inosine triphosphate pyrophosphatase-like
Exons: 9
Coding region: 117-899 (260 amino acids)
Biological process (GO): nucleoside triphosphate catabolic process
Cellular component (GO): cytoplasm
Molecular function (GO): nucleoside triphosphate diphosphatase activity
Source: RefSeq, a predicted model, not a curated record
AAUCAAAGUUUAUAAAUAUAUCUCACUCUUACAGUGUUGUAAAAGAAGAGAAAAGAAGAGAAAAGAAAAAGGAAAAAAGAAAAAGAAUAGGAAAAGGAAAAGCCGUGACCCAGAAUAUGGCAGUAGCAGCCUUGAAGGUGGUGAUUACUCGGCCGGUGACUUUCGUGACCGGCAACGCUAAGAAACUGGAGGAAGUCCGAGCCAUCAUCGGACAAUCCAUUCCCUUGCGGUCUAUGAAAAUUUAUCUCCCUGAGCUUCAAGGUGAACCAGAUGAGAUCUCCAAGCAAAAAGCUCGUUUGGCCGCUGAAAAGGUGAAAGGUCCUGUUUUAGUAGAGCACACUUGUCUUUGCUACAAUGCCCUCAAGGGUCUUCCAGGGCCAUACGUCAAGUGGCAUCUGGACAAGACUGGUCUUGAAGGUUUGAACAACUUACUGCAUGCCUAUGAGGAUAAAUCAGCUUAUGCAUUGAGUACAUUUUCUUUUGCUCUUGAUGCUGACUCUGAACCUGUAACAUUUAAUGGGAAAACUAUGGGAAAAAUAGUUUCUCCUAGGGGACCCAAGGAUUUUGGAUGGGAUCCAAUUUUUCAACCUGAUGGCUAUGAGCAAACUUUUGCAGAAAUGCCAAAGGAAGAAAAGAACAAAAUUUCUCAUCGAUACAGGGCUCUUUCAUCAGUGAAAGCCUACUUUGCUGAAUCUGAGUUUGUGUUUAAGACUGAUGACUCAAAGGAGAAUGAGCAAAAUGCAUCUGACAAGAGUAAGAAAGAUUCUUUUGUUGAAAAUGAGAAAGGCGACUCCACACCUAACAAUGCAUCUUACAAGAGUAUGUGUUCAUUUGAUUCCAGAAUUACCAUUCCAGAUUCCAGUCAGUUUUUGGCUAUUCUCCCAUCAUUUUCAAGUUAA